AUGGAAUUUUUCCAAGAAAUCUAUCUAUAUUUUCUCAUAUUCUGCACAUAUCUAUCUAUCUAUCUCAUUUUCUCAUAUCUAUUUUUCUGGCUAGCUAUCUCUGUUCAUAUCCAUCUAUCUAUCUAUCUAUCUAUCUAUCUAUUUAUCUCAUAUUAUCUAUCUAAAAGAAUCCAUUCAUCCAUCUAUCCAUCAUCUAUCUAUCUCAUCUAUCUAUCUCAUUCAUCCAUAAUAUCAUCCAUUAUCUAUCUCAUCUCAUUCAUCCAUCUAUCUCAUCUAUUAUCUAUCUAUUCUAUCUAUCUAUCCAUCUAUUCAUCCAUCUAUCUAUCUAUCUAUCAUCUAUAUAUAAAUUAUCUAUCUAUAAAUAUCUAUCUAUAUAUGUCAUCUAUCCAUCUCAUCUAUCCAUCUAUCUAUCCAUAUAUCCAUCUAUCUAUUCAUCUCAUCUAUCUAUCUAUCCAUCUAUCCAUUCAUCAUCUAUCUAUCUUAAUCUAUUCAUCUAUCUCAUAUAUUCAUAUCAUAUCUAUUCAUCUAUCUAUCUAUCUAUCUAUCUAUCUAUCCAUCAUCUAUCUAUCUAUAUCUAUCUAUCUAUCUAUUCAUCUAUCUAUCUAUCUAUCUAUCUAUCUAUCUAUCUAUCUAUCUAUCAUUAUAUAUCUAUCUAUCUAUCUAUCUAUCUAUCUAUCUAUCUAUCUAUCUAUCUAUCUAUCUAUCUAUCUAUCUCAUCUAUCUAUAUAUCUAUCUAUCUCAUUCUAUCUAUUAUCUAUCUAUCAUCUAUCUAUCUAUCUAUUAUAUCUAUCUAUCUAUCUAUCUAUAUAUUUAUAA
Messenger RNA from Acanthosepion pharaonis, 816 nucleotides. NCBI's taxonomy places the organism in Eukaryota, Metazoa, Mollusca, Cephalopoda, Sepiida, Sepiidae. The record is from the annotation of a GenBank genome assembly.